Suillus subalutaceus is the source of this 981-nucleotide messenger RNA. RefSeq lists its product as uncharacterized. Lineage: Eukaryota; Fungi; Basidiomycota; Agaricomycetes; Boletales; Suillaceae. The transcript is spliced from 6 exons. The record is from RefSeq and is a predicted model, not a curated record. The coding region runs from base 1 to 981 and encodes 326 amino acids.
AUGACAUUCCCUUAUUUUUUUGCUGAUAUUGACUCUCCUGGAGAGCAGCGGAAAUAUUCGGUAGCACUGAUAGAACACCUGUUCACAUUACUCCCUCCUCAAGCCACAGUUGUUACGCUCUAUGAUGUAGGCUGUGUUCUCGCUUGGUCGCUUUCAAAAUUUGAGAUUCUCCCCCCUGAAGUUGUCUUACGUCUGUGCUUUGCAACUACGGCUAUGCAUGCCUAUGGUCAUGAAUGGGCCUGUCAGCUGGUGCACAAUCCACGGAUUUGCAUAGGCCUUGGCUUAUCUGAUGGGUCAGAAAUGAAAGCGGACCUUGGAGACUGGAUCAGACACUGUCUCAAUCAGGGCAUUAAGGCCCAGGGCUCUGCUGCCCUUGACAUCAUUGACCGCUAUGCUCCUGCUCGUCUCAGGAAGGAGCUAAACACUGUUCUUGCUCUACAGGCCGACUUGGACACGUCAGAACGAGCCCUGCAGACUACUAGGACUAUGCUGGAGAAGGAGACAGCGUCCAAUGACACCCUCUAUGCCCUCGAGAGCCUCCAAAGAGGCCACAAUUGUCUCAUGACUAAAGUCGAAGCAUUAUACUCUUCUCUUAAUGUUCAUGAUAGAUUCCCCGAGCUCAAUGGAGUUAGUCUCAACUUUGUCUGUGUCCUUCUCAUGACACAUGAUCUCAAGAUCAAUAUUCGAAAGCGCGCUAUCGCCAGCUUCUUUGAAUGGGAUAAACUUGAUCGUGCUGUAGGCGGAUCCCACCAAGCAUUAGGGAUGAAGCUUCAUCAACACACUCGCAAAGCUAUAGCCAAACACCAACCUGCUCUCAUGACGGCAAUCCAAAAGUUCAAUUCUUACUACAUUAAUGCAGGAUGUCUGGGUUACACCCUCAAUUGGAGAGAGUACCUCGAUGGUUGGAAGACUCAGACAUCAGGGACAGAAUUUGCGCCCUUCUUAAAUGUGACCGGUGCAGGGAGGAGCAAAAAUGCUUAG